Molecule: messenger RNA, 2492 nt
Organism: Suillus clintonianus
Lineage: Eukaryota; Fungi; Basidiomycota; Agaricomycetes; Boletales; Suillaceae
Exons: 10
Coding region: 235-2253 (672 amino acids)
Source: RefSeq, a predicted model, not a curated record
GUUUUUGCAAUAGACGACCUCCCAAACAUAGCAGGUGCGGACUGCACAUCCACGAAGACAGACACGAAACCAGGUGUAUUUAAACGAACAUGGCGUCAGAUUUGCAGUGACGCGAGCGCUUGCUGGCACCGUGUGAGCUCACAGAUAUUUUUCGUCCUCAAGUAUGAAGCCCUGGGGGGCCAUGAAGGUGUCGCUUUAGAAUUGGUGUCUUUUGUUUUAUCAACUCAUUGAUUCAUGAUUUCAGAGACGGAGACACGCCGCCCCAAUAAUUUCGUGCGAUACUGGCUUUGCAUGGGUUUACAUAUCCUCUUUGCUGUCCUGAACGUACUACUCCUCGCCGCAAUCAACCACUAUAACAAACAAGGCAUUAUGUUCUCAGUCGCGUCUCAUCUUGAGAUGUGGGAGUUUGGCAUUCGCCAGUGUAUUCAGGGAUACUUCACCUUGUCACUCGCUGCCCUUGUUUACUUGGCUCAAUCUGUCACCCUUCCCCAUGAUCUAGCACGCUUCCAGCUUCUUUCUUCAUUGCAUGAUGUUAGGCACUCCUGGCGCAACUGGGCUACGGCUUGCUUGUGCUUUUCAUCUCAGUUCUCAUACCCUGGUUUUACGACUCCCAUAAGAAUCUUGGGUGUGUUUUUGUACCUCAUUUCCAUCACAAUAAUUUCUAUCCUGCGACCAUUCAUUGUUUCGCCUCAAACUUACACACUCGUUACCAAUGGUUCAUCAUCUACACAACUCGCGUGGCCAGAUCCGUCAAUAAACAUUAGCGCUCUGGAUUGGAAUAUGAUAACUUCGGUGGCCUUGCCUUCAAAUUGGACCAAGGGGGUAGUAACCACGGGGCUAUCAGGGGGAUUAUUGUACGACAAGUUAUCUCCAAAUCCCGGAUUCGGAGCUGCGGCUGUGAAUGCAACACUCGUAGAUGCCAACUGCUCCUUGUUGCCAAGUUCGGUUUGGUCUAAUGCUGAUGGCUCUCCCAAAGACUUUAUCGGUACGAUCCCUUGGUCAGAUCAGAUUUUAUAUCAGGACAUUAUGACUGCCGAGAAUUAUCUUACUUUUCUUGUUACAACGGCAAUGGUUGAAAGUGGAGCGGCGCUAGAGAAUAUUUCGGUGUCUAUGCCAUGGACAACAUAUGGCAGCAAUGGGGAUUUAGUAUCCGGCGCGCAAGUGGUAGGAUACAUGGUCGCAUGUCACAUGUCUCUUGAGAAGCACGUCGCUACCGUCGACGUUCAAUCCAAUUUGCUUCUGGAUACUGCGUAUAAUCCGGUUUCUUCGGAUAAGCAAUGGACGAUCUUUCCAGGGAAUUUUCCCUCCACAGGUCAGGGCUUGGAUUGGAUAAAAGCGCCUUUCGUCGCCAAACCGUUCGAAGGAACACCAGUGGAAGCAAUAUACUGGAACAACACCAUUUUACCCGGGUCGUGUGCAGGCAGCGGCAAUGCUAGCGCGUGCGGAUAUGUACCUGAAAGACUGCUUAUGGGUUUUCUGAACAUGACCCAGGAGCAGAUGAUUCCUACAAAAUUCGAUAAUAGCACGCCCACCUUCAAUUUGUCUCCACUCGAACUAGAAGGGGCUUUGUCCCAGUACUUUGGGAUGAUGAUCUGGACGGCUGCACAGCUUGGUGGGCAUAGGGGAGGGUUUGACGGGGCAACCGGACAGGCUGAAAUCAACAAAAAUGCAAUAAGUAUAAUGGUGCAUGUUUCUCAAGCCCCAUUGUUGGCGGCGAUUGUUGCCUCGUUCGUUGCUCUGGGUUUGAUCUUCGCAUUGGCUGGGGUUGCUCCCAGUGACGAGAGUUUCAUCGGAGGCUUCGGAUUCCUUCAUACAAUUUGGCUCACGACACGCCUACCGAAAACCGCCAAAGUCUUUGGCUCAAUUCCACACGACGAAUACGAGGGGAAAAAUGUCCUUCGUAAAAUCGGAAAGGGCAUUAAGGUUCAACUGGCGGACAACCCCGUGGAGGUUAUUGACGAAGAUAAAAUAUCCGGGAUGCUGACGACGAAUGAACCUAGUGAGAAUGAUAAACUUUGUGACCUUGAGAAAGGGAAUGAAGGCAAUGAUGACUCAGUGGCGCUGAUACCAACAAAAGUCGAAGCCACGGAGAACAUUGACGAAGACGAGGUUGAAGAUUGUGGUAAUGAUCAAGUCUGUGACCUUGAGAGAGGAGAUGGGGGCACUGAUGAGUCUGUGCUGCUGAUACCAGCAAGGGCUCAACAGGACGAAACCACAAACGAUGAUGAAGACAGGCUGGGGGAGCACAGGUAAGGAAUUAUAUGUACUGCCUGAUAUCGGGUCUACUCACCUGACAUUGUGUAGUGGUAAUGAGUAAGUCUGCGACCUUGAGAGGGGAGACGAAGACGUCGAGGAGUCAGUGAUGGUAAUAUUGACAUGGUUUUUGUCGACAAGAGUAGUAGGAACUUAAGUUAGGCUGCAGGGCAUCAUCCCUGCUUGAUUUUGUGCUUUGUACUUCAAGUUGACUUUUCAAUGCUACAGCAAUUCAACGA